Cyphellophora attinorum is the source of this 1269-nucleotide messenger RNA. RefSeq lists its product as uncharacterized. The transcript has 2 exons. Bases 1 to 1269 code for a protein of 422 amino acids. The record is from RefSeq and is a predicted model, not a curated record. Lineage: Eukaryota; Fungi; Ascomycota; Eurotiomycetes; Chaetothyriales; Cyphellophoraceae.
AUGGACGACAAGAAAGCAUCUAAUGGCAGUGAGGCAGCGCGCCAGCCUGACAAGUCGCCUGCUAUCAUCACCACAGCAGACGCAGCGGAGAAUACCUCUUCUACAAGUAGAACAGACCGUGAGUCCUUCGGGCCUCCAAGAGCCCGCGACUGGGAAGAGUACGAUUAUUGGGACGAUUACGCUGUGUUUCCUACCCCUAUACUUCCGCCUCAAUAUCCACGGCCCAACAAGGACAUUGCCACUCUCGAGAUGACCGACAGCGAUCGUCUUGACAAUGGUGCUCGAACGAAAUCAGAAUGUACUGACCCGGAGACGACUCCCAUCUCCAAUCCAGACCGCCAGAUAGAGAUCGCCAUGGACGACAACAGAGCAAUUGAUGCCCUUGGGCAAGAGCGCCAGUCUGACAAGCCAACCGAUUCCAUCACCAUAGCAGAGGCAACAGAGAAUGCAGCCGCUCAAGAUGAAGACAUGCUAUCACUCGAAGACUGGAAGAAGAUGUGCACGAAAUUCAUGAAGGAUAUGGUCACCACCCAAAAGGACAGAGAUGUACGAGACAGCGCACGUAACGAGCAAAUCGCGAAGCUCGAAGUGUGUAUAGACGAGCUCAUACGGAUCGCGGAGGACGUCGUGCCGGACGUGGAACAGCUACAGCGUGAGAUGAAGAAGACGCAACAGAGUCUCGUCAACACGCAGCGCACUCUCGAUCCAUCCGUACCACGCUUGGAGUAUACUCUCGAAGAGCGGCUCGAGCGGCUAAAACGACUUGCACACAAGGCGAAGCUCGCAGAGAUCUUGAACAUUAUCGUACCGCAACUCGUCCGAACAGCAGAAGACCCCAGACCAAUCGUCGUAAUGAUGUGCGGAAUAGCAGGCUCAGGCAAAUCCUCACUCGCCCACGCCAUCACCGACCGCCGCCCACACUUCACCCGUAUUUCCAUUGACGGCACUCUUUACGCCACUCAUGGCCGCUACAAGGUCGACUACGACCCCUCUCUGUACUCAACAUACCAAGACGAGGCUGAGGCACUCUGUAAUGCACAACUGACCGACCUCCUCAACAAGAACCGGGACGUCGUCCUCGACCGCUCCUUCUACGCCAAAUCCGACCGAGACGCCUUCAAGCAGAUCAUCGAGAACGCCGGAGGUAGAUGGCUAUUGGUCUAUCAUCGACGCAAGGAUUUCGAACAGUUGUGGUUGCGAAUCGAGGAUAGGAAGGCGAGACGCGGUAGCUUGGAGGCGAGAAGGAGGGCGAUGCUGCGUAUGAUGUGA